This is a messenger RNA of Oryzias melastigma (Indian medaka), 11001 nucleotides long. It is a transcript of the gene dmxl2, whose product is annotated as Dmx-like 2. Gene Ontology annotation, cellular component: RAVE complex. Gene Ontology annotation, biological process: vacuolar acidification. Gene Ontology annotation, molecular function: protein binding. NCBI's taxonomy places the organism in Eukaryota, Metazoa, Chordata, Actinopteri, Beloniformes, Adrianichthyidae. The coding region runs from base 364 to 9534 and encodes 3056 amino acids. The record is from RefSeq and is a predicted model, not a curated record. The transcript is spliced from 54 exons.
GUGCCUCGGCAGCGUCGUGAACGCGCAUGUCAGGAUCGCUGCAGAGAUCCUGCUGCCUCGGCUCUCACGAUUAAUCGUGAGGAUGGUGUUGACAGCUAAAGGGGACCGACAGUCAGCUUUGCAUGUUUAAAUACAUGCCGGGACCUCAGGAAAUUUCAUUUCUACGGGUCGAAAACUAUUUCUCUGCAAGCUCGCCGUUUGUGGAGGAAAAGGACACUACCAGGCCGAGGAGGAGCGUUAAUGCUACUGAUGGAAUUCCCUGUCGUUGCUAGAUGGAGAAACGAAAAGGGUGGACUUGUUUUAAAUAAUUAAAAAAAAGAAAGGGGGAAAGAAAAGGGAACAUCUGCUGCUAAAACAGAGAAAAUGCAUUUGCACCAAGUGCUGACGGGAGCUGUAAACCCUGGAGACUGCUGCUACUCGGUGGGAAGCGUAAAUGAUAUUCCUUUCACGGCUUAUGGCUCAGGUUGUGACGUUGUGAUCUUGGCUAGCGACUUUGACUGCGUUCAGAUCAUUCCCGGUGCUCAGAAUGGAAACAUACAGGUUGGCUGUGUGGAGUGCUCCCAACAGCUUGGCAGGAUUGCUGCCUCCUACGGAAACACAGUCUGCAUUUUUGAACCUCUUUCUACAAACCCAAGUAAACUCCACAAGCAGAUUAACUAUCAAUGGCAAAAGACAGGACAGUUCUUCCUUGAUGCCAUCACCUACAACUUGGCCUGGGAUCCACAAGGGAACCGUAUCCUGGCAGCAACGGAGCGACUCCAGCUGUGGGCUCCACCAUUGAGAGAUGCCCUCAUAGAGGAGGAGGAUGGGCAGGUGAAUGAGGACAAGCCCCACCCGGUCCUCAGUGACUGGAACUGUGUCUGGCAGUGCAAGACUGCGGCGUCUGUUCACAUCGCCAAGUGGUCUCCUGAUGGGGAGUACUUUGCAACAGUUGGGAAGGAUGACUGCUUACUCAAGGUUUGGUAUCCCACCACUGGCUGGCGGUCAGCGGUGGUUGUCCAGGACCCGUCUGAUAAAAAGCCUUCUCCAGUUCACUUUUCCUUUGUUUACCUGGCACAUCCUCGGUCUGUUACCGGCAUGUCAUGGAGGAAGACUAGCAAAUACAUGCCCAAGGGAUCUGUGUGCAAUGUGCUGCUGACGUCCUGUGAAGAUGGGGUGUGUCGGUUGUGGUCAGAAACCCUCUUACCAGAAGACAGUCUUCUUGGUGGGCAGAUCUCUGAUAACAGUCAGUCCUUCACCUCCAGCCUGCCAGGUCUGGGAGGCAAUAAAGACAAGAUCCAGCAUGCUUUGGAGUCGAUUCACCACCUAAAGCAGCUGCGCCGAGGCCGCCGCCGAUCGUCCGCUCUGGUAGCUCACAGUGACCUCCUUCCAUCCCAGCUCGGCACACAGGACUCACAUACCCACCGCCACAUCGCACAUCAUGCCAAUGCUCUCUGUCAUUUUCACAUCUCUGCUAGUAUUAACCCAAACACAGACAUCCCAUCAAUGCUAGCUGACUCUGGUUUGUUCAAUCCUGAAGAUAGUACAGGUGGUGGAGGUUUCAUGGUUCACUGGCUCAACAAUAAAGACCUCAGCUUCACUUCCUCUAUGGACCUCUUUAUGACGCAGCUUCGAAAGUUGUCUGAACAGCAGUUAGAUCAAACAACGGAAGAACCCGUGGAACCCGGGGGAUCCCCAUUAAAGUUUGACUUUGAUUUGGAUGAAAUGUCUGACAAAGCUUCAUCGGAGCACGGAGAAGAGGCAGAAUCAGGGGAGCAAGGAAGCAACAAGGCCUCAUCCCCUGGGUCCAGCUCCAGCAUGCCUUUGCCGUCCAUGCUGCUCGAAAGGAAGAUAGAGACUCUGACCACAGAAUGGAACAAGAGUCCUGACAUGCUGUUUACCAUCCAUCCCAUCGAUGGCUCCUUCCUUGUUUGGCAUGUGAAGUACUUAGAUGAGUUCAACCAGGGAAUCUUCAGACAGGUUCAGGUGUCCUUCUCAUCGCGCAUUCCAGUAGCUUUUCCUGCAGGUGACGCCAACUCUUUGAGCAAAAAUAUCCUGAUGUACGCCUGCACUUUGACUGAGAGUGAGAGCGUCGGCACAGGCGAGCAGGGAAGAAUGGUCCAACGUGUCUCCCGCUCCGCCUCUGUCUCUGCCUGCCUGGGGUCGCCCGCCGUCUCCCCCUCACCUAAACUUCGCCCUGGCAUUAGCCCCGCCGUCAUGAUGGUCUCCAAGCAUGUUGAUGGUUCUCUCAACCAGUGGGCGGUAACGUUUGCGGAGCGCUCUGGCUUCUCCAACGUGCUGACUGUGUCUCACAAGUUUCGCUAUUGUGGUCACCGUUUCCACCUGAAUGACCAAGCAUGUCACACAGUGCUGCCUUUGCUGCUGACCACCUCUCACCACAAUGCCCUGCUCACCCCGCCCUCAGCUCCCAGCAGCCUCGAAGGGGAGCAGCUGCCAACCUUUCCCCUACCAAAGGGACUUCCCAGGAAGCAACUCCGUAAUGCAGCUACAAGGACCUUCCAUGACCCCAACGCCAUUUAUAGUGAAUUGAUUUUGUGGAGGGUGGACCACAUCGGGCCGCUGUCGUGCACCGGGGGUGUCUCCGAACUGGCCCGUAUAAACUCUCUACACACCUCUGCGUUCAGCAAUGUGGCCUGGCUUCCCACACUGGUUCCCAGUUCUGUACUUGGAACCUACUGUAACAGCGCCAGCGCCUGUUUUGUGGCAUCAGAUGGGAAAAACCUGCGUCUCUAUCAAGCUGUAGUGGAUGCCAGAAAACUACUGGAUGAGCUCUCUGACCCUGAGACGUCUAAACUGGUGGGUGAAGUGUUUAAUAUAGUCAGCCAGCAGUCCACUGCCAGACCUGGUUGUAUCAUUGAGCUGGAUAUUAUCACAAACCAGUGUGGCUCAAACACUCAGCUGCUACAUGUCUUCCAAGAGGAUUUUAUUUUGGGCUACAAACCUCAGAAAGAGCCAGAAGCUUUCAUACCAGCUUUUCCAUCCGGAGAAGAUUACCAACCUGCUCCAUUUUCCGAGAAAUUUUUUCUGGUGGUGAUAGAGAAGGAUCUCAACAGGAACUCCGUCCUGCAAAUGUGGCACCUGCACCUCCAGUCUGUACAGGCCUGUGUUGAUGAGCCAAGCCCAGAUUACAGCUUCCAGAGUCAGCUGAUGGUUCCCAACCAAGCGAUGAAUGCUGACUCGUCUCCAGAGACCUCCCCAGUCAGACCUCUGCCUCGCUCCACUUCUACUGCUAACCUGCAAUCAGCCAGCAAGCUCAUCCUCAGCUCCAAGCUGGUGUAUAGCAGGCGGCUGGACCUGCCGCAUGGAGUGGAGGUUACCAGAGCCACCCCCUCAGGAGGUCAUCUGAGUUCUUCCUCGAUCUAUCCUGUGUGCCUGGCUCCGUACCUGAUUGUUACAACUUGCUCCGAUUCCCGCGUGCGCUUCUGGCGCUGUGCGGUGGAGGGAGAUGUGGAGAGCGGCGGGGACAAACAGGACAACCGGGCGUACGCCUGGGAGCCGUGGGUCCUCAUGAACGAGGAGGAGGACAACAACAGUGCGGUGUGUGUGUCGGGGCGGCCUGUAGCUGUGUCCUGCUCGUACAUCGGCCGUCUGGCGGUGGCUUUCAAACAGCCUCGGUCGGGACAGCUGCAUGGGUCUCUAGAAGACUUCUCUAUGCACGUGUCUAUCUAUGAGUGUGAGUCCACGGGUGGUUCUGAGUGGGUUUUAGAGCAAACUCUGCACCUCGAUGACUUCGUCAGGCCCUCAUCAACUCUGGAUUCAAGAGUCAGUGUGGAUUCAAACCUCUUCGUCUACAGCAGGUCUGACUUGUACAUGAGCAGAGACCACAGCUCACCCAACAUCAAGCACUUCGUCCACUUGGACUGGCUGUCAAAGGAGGAUGGUUCGCACAUCCUCACCGUAGGAGUGGGCUCCAACAUCCUCAUGUACGGCCGCAUCUCUGGCGUGGUCAACGAGCAAACGAGCAGCAAGGAAGGCAUGGCAGUCAUUACCCUUCCUCUAGGGGGCAGUAUUAAACAGGGCAUCCGCUCUCGCUGGGUGCUGCUUCGGUCUGUGGACCUCCUGUCGUCAGUGGACGGGACACCUUCACUACCAGUUUCCCUGUCCUGGGUGAGGGAUGGCAUCCUGGUGAUAGGGAUGGACUGUGAGAUGCACGUGUACGCCCAGUGGCACCAGGAUAAGAAGCCCGGUGAGGGAGAGGAUGGCAAUGCAUCAACUGCAGACAUUGCUGGAGGUCAAGCCGUUGGCUCGUCCUCAGCCUCUGAAGGAAGAGCCAGGUCUAAAAGUGUUUUUGAGGGAAGUGCGGGAGUGGAUGAGGCCCUUCGUGCCCCAGCUGGACUACAGGAAGGAGGGCUGUUUGAAGCCGCCCACUCCUUGUCACCCACCCUCCCUCAGUACCAUCCAACCCAGCUGCUGGAGCUCAUGGACCUGGGCAAAGUUCGCCGCGCCAAGGCCAUCCUUGCACACCUGGUGAAGUGUAUUGCUGGAGAGGUUGCUGUGGUGAGGGAUGUGGAGGCAGGGGAAGGCGGAGGCAGGAGGCAUCUGUCUCGCACCAUCAGUGUGACUGGCAGCACAGCUAAAGACACCAUUGUGAGUGGCCGUGAUGGAGGCAGGGACUACACAGAAAUCAACUCCAUCCCUCCUCUGCCGCUCUACUCGCUCAUGUUGGCCGAUCUGGAUACAUCGUACAAGGCAGAGGAGGCCUCCAAAGGCUCCAAGGUGGCUGAUGGGGAAGUUGUUCAGAAGUCUACAGAGGAUCAGUAUGCUGACCUUUUCCAGGUGCCAGCAGUCACCACAGACGACUUUGUGAACUUUGCCACUGAUAAACCAGAGAAAAAGUCUCGUGUGAUCAACCUCUCUCAAUACGGACCCACCUAUUUUGGACCAGAGCACGCUCAGGUGUUGUCCAGUCACCUCAUGCAUUCCAGCCUUCCAGGACUGACCAGACUGGAGCAAAUGUUCCUGGUGGCCUUGGCAGAUACCGUUGCAACCACCAGCGCUGAAGUCACGAGCUCCCCAGAGCAGCAGUACACAGGUGGUGAAGCUCUUGAUGAGUGUGGACUCAGAUACCUGCUUGCCAUGCGUCUUCACACAUGCUUGCUCACCUCUCUGCCGCCGCUCUACCGUAUGCAGCUGCUCCACCAGGGUCUGUCAACGUGCCACUUUGCGUGGGCCUUCCACUCAGAAGCAGAGGAGGAGCUGCUGAACAUGAUUCCUGCCAUGCAGAGAGGCGACCCGCAGUGGUCUGAGCUGAGAGCCGUCGGAGUGGGAUGGUGGAUCCGCAACAUCAAUACUUUGCGCAAAAUGGUGGAGAAGUUGGGUAAAGCUGCCUUCCAGAGGAACAACGACCCUUUAGAUGCUGCUUUGUUCUACUUGGCCAUGAAGAAGAAAGCUGUCCUGUGGGGACUCUUCAGGUCACAGCACGAUGAGAAGAUGACUCAGUUCUUCAAGAACAGCUUCACUGAGGACCGCUGGCGGAAGGCAGCUCUGAAAAAUGCCUUUUCCCUGCUGGGAAAGCAGCGCUUCGAGCAGGCGGCUGGCUUUUUCCUUCUGGCUGGGUCCCUGAAAGAUGCCAUAGAGGUGUUGAUAGAAAAGAUGGAGGAUCUCCAGUUAGCCAUGAUAGUAGCCAGGCUGUAUGAGGCUGACUUUGAGAGUUCGUCCACCUGCCAAGGCCUCCUCUAUGAGAAGGUUCUGGGCUGCAACAGGGAUGGGAGUGGCUACCACUGCUCCAGGCUGCACCCCGAUCCAUUCCUCCGCAGCAUCGCCUACUGGAUCAUGAAAGAUUACACCCAAGCUCUGGAUACUCUGCUGGAGCGCAUCCCCAAAGAGGACGAUGAGAACCCCAAUGUGAUGGUAAAAGCUUGCAACCCUGUGGUGUUUAGUUUCUAUAACUACUUGAGGACACACCCUUUGAUCAUCCGCCGACAUUUUGCAAACCCAGAGGGCGCAACAGCAACUGUGGGUUUAACCGCUGAAAAGAGCGGCGCCGAUGAGAUCAACCUCAUAGAGCGCAAACUGUUCUUCACCACUGCCAAUGCACACUUCAAGGUGGGAUGUCCAGUCCUAGCUCUGGAAGUCCUCUCCAAGAUUCCCCGAGUUAGCAAGAAAUCCGGCUCUUCGGCUCUCAGCAAAGCGUCGUCCAAGGUCAACGUAAACGCAAGCCAGCCUUUAGAGAACGGAACCCAGGGAGGGAUGGACUGGAGCUCCUCAGCUGCAUCCUCUCACGCUUGGGGAGGAAAUGAUAGCUCUGGCGGGAUGGACUGGAGCCAGCCUGCAGUCAAAGUGGAGGAAGAUGAUCUGAAGCUGGACUGGGGGGAAGAUAAGGACGAAGAAGAGGAUGAUGAUGACGACGGUCUUACCAUGAAGAAAGCAGAGCCUGAGAACAAAGGAGACGAGGGCCCCAAGCUGCAAAGAGAAGACUCCCAGGCUGAGUCAGAGGUGGACGUGAUAGCAGAGCAGCUGAAGUUCCGCGCCUGUCUGAAGAUCCUGAUGACAGAGCUGCGCACCCUGGCCACCGGCUUUGAGGUGGACGGAGGGAAGCUACGUUUUCAGCUCUACAACUGGCUGGAGAAAGAGAUAGCAGCUAUGCAUAAAAUCUGCAACUACAAGGUGGAGGGGAAGGAGGAGGGCGCCGAGGUCGAGCGCUGGAGAGAUCGUACUGCAUCCGUGGACAUAUCAGACGAAGCUUUUGAGAGUACAGAAGCAGGCGCCUACGAACGCCACCAGAUGGAGCGUCGGCGUCUUCAAGCCAAGCAGCAGCACUCUGAGAGGCGCAAGGCAUGGCUGAGAAAAAACCAGGCCCUGCUGAGGGUGUUUCUGUCCUACUGCAGCCUUCACGGAGCCAAAGGAGGAGGCGUCACCUCUGUCCGCAUGGAGCUGCUGUUCCUUCUGCAGGAAAGCCAGCAGGAGACCACAGUGAAGCAGCUGCAGUCUCCUCUGCCUCUGCCCACAACACUGCCUCUGCUAUCAGCUUGUAUCGCCCCCACCAAAACCGUCAUAGCCAAUCCUGUUUUACAUCUCAGCAACCACAUCCAUGACAUCCUCCACACCACCACCAUGAUGCUGGUCCCUCCACAUCCUGGCUUCAUGGAUGAUCGGGUUAAUACUGUGCACACACUAGCAGCCUCCCUGUCUGCCUGCGUCUACCAAGCCCUGUGUGACAGCCACAGUUACAGCAACAAUCAGACAGAAGCCAACCAGUUCACAGGAAUGGUUUACCAGGGUCUGUUGCUCAGUGAGCGCAAGCGGCUGCGCACAGAAAGCAUUGAAGAACAUGUAACCCCCAACUCUGCUCCUGCACAGUGGCCAGGCGUGUCCUCCCUGAUUUCUCUGCUGACGUCAGCACGAGAGGAGGACCAGCCGAGGCUGAACGUGCUCCUGUGCGAAGCGGUCGUGGCCGUUUACGUCUCGCUGCUCAUCCACGGCCUGGGCACCCACAACAGCAAUGAACUCUUCCGACUGGCAGCUCAUCCUCUCAAUAACCGCAUGUGGGCCGCGGUUUUUGGAGGAGGGGCAAAAGUCAUCAUUAAACCAAAGAGACCGGAGCUCCCUCCAGCCCCCACUCAGGCCCCAGCAGAGGAUGUAGAUCGUCACAGGCGCAGAUUCAACAUGAGGAUGCUGGUUCCAGGACGCCCCGUAAAGGAGGCGCCGGCGACCCCUCCUCCCGUGCCCGCUGAGAGACCCACCUACAGAGAGAAGUUCAUUCCUCCAGAGCUCAGCAUGUGGGACUACUUUGUAGCUAAACCCUUCCUGCCGCUCUCAGACAGCAACGCUCUGUAUGACUCAGACGAAAGCGGCGCUGAGGAUGAUGAAGACGAUGAUGAUGCAUUCCUCUCUGACACGCAGAUAACAGAGCACUCUGAUCCCAACUCCUACAGCUGGGCUUUGAUCCGUCUGGUUAUGGUGAAACUGGCUCAUCACAAUGUGAAGAACUUCAUCCCUCUGACAGGCGUGGACCUCACAGAUCUUCCAGUCUCCUCCCCUCUCUGCAAUGCUGUGUUGAAGUCUUUAGAGAACUGGGAGCAGCUUCUGCUAGAAAGAAUAAGCAAGUUCGACGGCCCGCCCCCCAACUACAUCAACACCUACCCCACCGACCUGAGCAGCGGAGCCGGCCCUGCCAUCCUGCGACACAAAGCCAUGCUGGAACCCGACAACACGCCCUUCAAGACAAAGAACCAUCAGUCCUUCCCCGUCCGACGCCUUUGGCAUUUCCUGGUCAAACAGGAAGUUCUUCAGGAAACUUUUAUACGCUACAUCUUCACCAAAAAAAGGAAGCAGAGUGAGUCUUUAGAGAACCAUGUGGACCGUAUAAACCCAAACAGCAUAGCCGGAGCUAGCAAUCCCUAUAAGGUCGAGGCGGAUCUUGGUUACCCAGGAGGAAAGGCUAAAAUAAUUCACAAGGAGUCCGACAUAAUAAUGGCAUUUGCGAUCAAUAAGGCCAACUCCAAUGAAAUAGUGCUGGCCUCCACCCAUGACGUCCAGGAGGUGGACGUGUCUAACCUUGUGGCAGUCCAGCCGUACACCUGGAUAGGGGAGGACUUUGAUAAAGAAUCUUGCAGCUCGGAUGACAUAGACCAUCGCUCCUCUCACACCAACAUCGCCCAGACGAGCUCCGUCUCCUUUGCACCCCCCCCAAUGUCCGUUUCUGCAUCCAUGCCAUGGCUCGGCAGUGGUCAGACCAGCAUGGGGGCCAGUGUGAUUAUGAAGCGGAAUCUGAAUAAUGUGAAGAGAAUGACAUCCCAUCCCAUCUACCAGUAUUACAUGACGGGCGCUCAGGACGGCAGUGUGCGAAUGUUCGAAUGGAAUCGACCUCAGCAGCUCAUUUGCUUCAGACAAGCCGGCAACGCCAGGGUCACUCGGCUUUAUUUCAACUCUCAAGGCAAUAAGUGUGGAGUGGCUGAUGGAGAGGGAUUCCUCAGUCUGUGGCAGGUCAACCAGACAUCCUCCAACCCCAAACCCUACCUGAGCUGGCAGUGUCACACUAAGGCCUGCUGUGACUUUGCCUUCAUCACAUCCUCCAGCCUGAUUGCCACAGCUGGACAGUCCAACGAUAACAGAAACGUGUGCUUGUGGGAUACUCUGAUUUCACCUAACAAUACCAUAGUCCAUGCGUUCCCCUGCCAUGAGAACGGUGCCACUGUGCUUCAGUAUGCUCCCAAACAGCAGCUGCUGAUCACAGGAGGCAGGAAGGGCUUUGUGUGCGUGUUUGACAUUCGCCAGAGGCAGCUGCUGCACACUUUCCAGGCCCAUGACUCGGCCAUUAAAGCCCUCGCGCUGGAUGCCUACGAGGACUUCUUCGUCACCGGCUCGGCAGAGGGCAACAUGAAGGUCUGGAAGUUGGCCGGUCAUGGGCUCAUGCACUCUUUUAGCACCGAACACGCCAAGCAGUCGAUCUUCCGCAACAUCGGUGCCGGAGUGAUGCAGGUGGAGACGUGUCCUGGAAACCGCAUCUUCACCUGCGGCGCUGACGGAACCCUGAAGAUGAGAGUCCUCCCCGACAGCUACAACAUCCCCAGCAGCUUGGUCGACAUCCUGUAAUGCCGCCUCUGAAGGCCCCAAUGGGACUUAAAAGGAAAAAAAAAAUUCAAAAAUAGCUUAUGUAACACUCUUUAGGUGUUCGAUAGUAUCUUUGCUGGGAAACGGCGCUAGUCAGAAGAUCACCAUGCUUUUGGCAUGUAUGAGUGUGCAGUGUUCAUUGGUUUACCGUUGAUGUAAAUCAUAUCCAGAAUGAAUAACGGGGCUGCAAACACCCCCCCCCAGAGGCUGACGGUGCGUCAUACUUGAUUUUAAAGCUAGAUUUAUUGUAAUUUUAUUGACCAAUCUUUACUCAUAGAGCGUGUCCAUAGGAAAGCUAUGCAUGUCCUGUUCUCGUUCCGCGGUGCAAUCACAGGUCUAUUGAUAGUGCUCUGUCAAAGUGCUCAAGCAAAAAUUUUAAAAAAGUGUGUAACUGUUGUCAUUUUGUGCCCACGACUGAUAUCUCUUAGCAUUUACUGUAACCAGCACUGUGGUUUGUUAUUAAGUCAGUGGUUUCCAGUGUGAAUCAAGUUGUUGGAAUCUGAUUUUUUUCCUGUUUUUAUUGAUUUUUUUAAAUCCCGCCCACAAACACUCACAUCCUCCCAUCCCUGCUUUUUUGCCCGGCUUUUCUCCGCCUUUAUGGAAGAGUUGAUGGUGCAUUGUCCCCCCCCCUUUUACUCCAUCCAAGUGGUGUUUCUCUGGCUGCUCGUCGCUCGCUGUGGCCUCUCCUGGUUGGGGUUUGAGCGGGCCGACCCCUCUCUUCCCCUGUGUCUGCCGUCCGUGCGCCUGCUCGCCGCCCCGCCUGCCUGCCCUCAAUGCCUGUUUGUGUGGCAGACUCACUGCUAGAACAUUCCUGUCCGGAAAUAUGAUGUGUUUUACUCCUGUGACUGUGAUUUCAAUGUUUUCAUCCGUCUGGUCCAAAGCAAAACGCCCCACCCAGAGAGGAGACGCAGAGGUUGACCUCUAUUUUGUUUGUUUGUUUGUUUUUGCACAAGAAAAUCUGAAAAUUGUUUGCUGUUUUAAUUCAGUCGAUUUUGUUAUUUAAAUUAUUUAUACGUUCAUCCCUGUUUAACUUAUUGCCUUUUGUGUUAGGAAUGUAAGGGGUUUUACUGUAUCUGACUGGGAGAUGUGCAACAGUCUUCUGUAUGUACGUGUGUGUUCAUUUGCUUAGUUGUUUUUAUCCAUAAGGAAUAGAUAUUUGCACUCAAAAUUCUGGAGACACUAAGAGUUUAUUUGAAAUCUAUAGGUUAUCAAAGAAGAAACUGUUCUAUACAAAUGAAUGUCUGGCUUUAUUUGGCCUAGUAGUGAAGCGUUUAAAAUAGUUUUAUUAUACGAAUUAUAUAAAUAUAUAUAUGAAAUACCACAACAGCUUGUACAAACAUUAAAGCGUUACUUUAUUUUUGGUUUGUAUCAUACCUGUUGGAUUAGUUGUAACUUUUUGGUUAAGUGUAUGUUUGGUAUUUAUUAAAGCGACUUGUGUUUCUCUCCCUC